This is a messenger RNA of Protopolystoma xenopodis, 993 nucleotides long. The record is from the annotation of a GenBank genome assembly. Lineage: Eukaryota; Metazoa; Platyhelminthes; Monogenea; Polystomatidea; Polystomatidae.
AUGCAAAAGCCCAUACAGAAUCCAGCCGUCGCAUCGACCCAAUCGGUUGCUGAAGGCGACCAGACGAACACGACGGCCAGUGCCACGGCAACUCAGCGAGCACCAGAAGCACUGGAGGAAGAGGGAGCCGCCGCCUCCGCCCCACCUUGCCCAGCUGGCCUGCCUGCCUGCCCCACCUUGUCGCCCUCUCUCCCUCCUCGUCCGUUGCCUGGCCGGCCGGCCGGCUGGUUCGCUAUCUCUUCCUCUCGCCUUCACUAUCGUGGAUGCUUUCAUUUAUCAGGCCGCCUGUUAUGCUCGCAUCCCACAAUGGGUCUGGUCUCCUGUCGAUCCGGCUGUCUGUCCAACCUGAUCGGCUGGCGAAGCUACCAGUUGAUUGGUCGACAGGUGACUGUCUCAGUCGUCCAGCCCAGCUUAGCCCAGCCCAGCCCAGCCCAGCCCAGCCCGGCCCGGCUCGGCUCGGCUCGUCUAGCCCAGGCCAAGGCGAGCACGUGUAGACGAGAGCGAAACAGCGAGACUACCCGACUGAGGCGGGAACGAGACUCUUCGACUGAGGCAGGAGCGAGACAGCUGGAGCUGGUGCGGCCGCGACGCUAUCUGCCGCGCCUGUCUGGCCGGCGCGACGCGAUCGAUAGGCGACCGAAAAGGCGGAAUAUACACACACUGAGCCGGCCGAUCUUGAACCUGUUGGACAAGCGUGCGUGCGUGCGUGCGUGCGUGCGUGCUGCUGGCGCGUCGUCCUCCACUGCUCUCACUGACCCUGACCGCAGCACAACAUGUCCUCGUGGCUGUAGCCCUACCAGGCCUCUAUCAGCUGACACAAACUCAGAAAUGCCCGUCACGAUUCGCCUCUCGAGUCAUCCGCUGCCGUCGCUGCCGCCACCGCCCCUUGAGGCAGGACCGUCAUUUCAGGCAUUUCAGACAAUCAUUGAGGCUAACUCGCAUUCCCAUGUUGGCGCAUGGGUUGCCCGUCUCGUUGCCAACUGGAAGAGGUAA